AUGGAAUCUAAGUUUAUUUUUCUGAAGCUCCAAGAAGCCGAUAUAUGGAGUGGCAGCCAAGAAAUCUCGUGCAGAGUCAGCAUAGAAGGCCAAAUUGCGUCACUUACACUUGAUAGCACAGUGCAGCUGCCUCUGUCUCAUUUCAGCUCUGACAUCCAAAUGCAUCUUCUCGUUCAAACUGAGAAUAUAGCACUUGGGUCAGUUACUUUGUCUUUAGAGCAGGUCUUUGGCCCUGACCUGGCACAGAAAAUGGAUGAGUGGUUUGAGUUCGAAAUCCCAGGAGAAGUUGUCGCAUUGGUUGAAUCGUCAGAUUCCCAAGGAAAGGUAUUGAGGGUAAGGAUUGUAGGAGUGAUCACUGGGAGCCAGGAUUUCGAGUUUUCAGGAUCAGAAGUGAAAGAAGAAGUCCCUGAGGCUGGGAAAAAGUCAGAAGCUGGAGGAGAAGAUGAAGCAAAAGGGCAAACGUACAUUGAGUAUGUGGAAGCAAAAGAUAUUGUCCAGGAAUACCCUGAGGUUAUAGAAGAAAAUGAAGGGAUAAGCCAACAAAAGGAGGAAAGUGUUGAUAAAGAAGAGGAGAACAAGAAUGAAACUGAGGAGAAAGUUGAAGCUCAAGAAGAGGCAGCAGUUAUUGAGGAAGUUAAAGAAAGCCCUCAAAUUGAAGAAGCUAAACCAGCGGAAGAGCCAACUGAGAGCAAGCCAGAAGUCAUUGAUAUUAAACCACCUGAAGAAAUAAAAGAAAGGCCUGACAGAGUUCGUCCCCAGCCACUGCCAAUUUCAGGACCCAUAAAAAGCGGCAAAUGUUCAUAUCUCGACAACAUAAAAGGAGCAGACCACCACCAAAAAUUCACCCAGCAUAUCCUCGACAAGCUUAAGGACGAAAUGGGCCAGUCAUUUCUAAAACUUGUAGAAGACGCUACAAGGUCAAGAUCAAGAAGCCCCACAAGGACAGGAACGAGAUCUCCUUCAAAGAAACUCACAGCCAGAUCUCCAACCAAAAUUUCAGGGGGCAGCUUUUCAGCAGCUUCAAAAGAGGAAGAAGAAUUUCUUGAAAUCGCUGGAAACUCUGACGUUUUCCUAGAAAAACUUUCACUCAAAACAAAAAAUGCCUUUGUAGCUUCCGUUGUAGGUCUUCUGGCAAAGAAAUCAAUCUAUGAAAUUCAGGCAAAUGAGACCAAUCCAGCCAGAGAUAUCAUAGAAAUCCAUGAAAAAGCAUCAGAAAUUCUGGAAUCCUCAGCAGUCGAAACUAAAGAAGAGAUAGAUAAAGAGUUUAAUGAUUACCAAGAAACAAUGACGGAGCUUACAGAAGAAAUUAAAAGAUAUGAAGAAUCGCUGCAAGGGCUCAGAAAAAAGAAUGAAAUGCUGGGCCACGAAAAAGUGUCAGUCUCACAGCAGUUAAAUAGCUUGAAAUCGCAAAUUGUGGAGCAUAGCCCUGAGUCAGAAGUUUCGCAGCUAAUCGAAGAUAUUCAGGAUCUUAGAAAAGCAUUUGAAAACUCCCAAUCUAAGAGGAUAGCAUUUGGUAUUAUUACAGACAGGUGAGCCAUAUUGGUGAUGCAGUCACCAAAGACCAGUGCAGGAGGCUCAUCUGCUUUGCCACAAACUGCCUAGUAGGUCUAGCCGCAACCGGCACAGUUAUCUCCUACUUGGCUUGAGGCUUCAAUCUGGGGUGGCUUAUGGAUUUCUGCCGCCCCGCGACUGGCAAUUUGGAGUAACUUAAUUCCUUGGAGUUUAUCGGGUGCCGAGUGCCUUUCUUUGGCAGCUAUAGAAAAAAAGACUGUUCACCUAUUGCACGGGUCCAAAUCCUGUUUUCAGUAGAUGAUACCCAAGGGCCUGAGACAUUGCUGAGCACCUCCAUUACUAGCCACAGGAAAUUGCCACGAAUAUACGUGUACUGAGGCUGAACUUGUUUCUCGGCAUGGGGCCCUUUCCAGUUCACCAUAGCCUUAAGGUCUGGACUGCUGUGCCAAGAAGAUAGGUUUGCACGUUUCGUCAUUUUAAUAAAUAUUCCCCAUUUAAGAGGAAAUAAAGUAAAAAAUGAGUUUGAAGAGUACGUUGAAGACUAUAAUAAGCGCAUCGACUCAUUGAUUAUUGAAAAUUUGAGAUCUACAGAAACUAAAUCAUCUCUCCUCGAUGAACUAAAAGCAAAAACCCAUCAGCUUGAAACCCUUGAUCAAGAAAACGAUCACUUACUCAAAGAAAUCCAACUUCUUGAAGGUCAAAUUGACGUGGAAUCCAAACAAAAGACCACUCUUUCAACCUUCCAAAAAGCAUCAAAAACGCAUGAGCUUGCCUUAGACAGAAUCAAAUCCCAAGUCGUGUCAAUCCGAAGCAGCAAGGACAACUACUCAACUGAUGCCUUUUCGCUUCAGCAGCAGCUUGAAUCAGACAUCAAAAAGUACAAAAAUCUCCACAUCUCCACACAAUCUGACAUUCAAGCCAAAACAGAGAUCGCCAAUGAGCUCAAAAACAAGCUGAAAAACCUAAAAGACUACAUUAAGCAGCUUGAAGAAAUUUUUGCGAAAAAACAAAAUAUUGACCAUGUGUUCGAAAUAGUCCAAUCCAAAGGUGGCCAUGACUUUGAAACAAAAGACAUGCUGGUGUCUGAGCUGUCCUAUUUCUCAGAUUUCGUGUUUUCCCUCACCCAGCUUUAUCUUAAAGAGCAUAGAAUCUAUAAAAGCUUAAGCGCAGUUUUUGAAGAAAAAGAAUAUGACCUUAACGCUAUGAGAAGAGUUGUAGCUGAGGUAAAAAUGCAGAACCCAGUUUAUUUCCCUGUGAAUAAUGAUAAUAUUGACCAAGCUUUGGCUGCUUAUUUAAAUUCAAGGGACGAAGUCGUGCCUGUGCCUUUUAUAAGAGAAGCUGCAGGAGUCUAUUUAUUUGGAUCACGAAGAGUUUUGGUCAGUUUUGAAAGAGGAAAACUUACGGUUAAGGUUGGAGGAGGAUUCCUGCCGAUUGACGAUUUUGUAGAAUGCUACUGUGACGCAGAAUUUGAAAAGCUGAACAGCAAGCCAGAAGAAAAAAGCCCAAGGAUGAAGAAGUUCAUGGCAAAGUGGGUAGGGGGCCUGAUAGACUAUAAAGAAAACGACGAUGACGCAAUGAAGCUAAGACUAAUAAAAGCAGUACAAGGUCAUAAGUAUUCCACUGCAUAUGCUGUUAAAGAUAAGUCCAAAUCAAGAAGCAGAAGCCAGUCGCCUGCCAAGCUGAUCUCUGAUGAAAUUAUAGCAGCCUCAAUAGAUGAAGAAGUCCAAGUAGAAAACUCAUAA
Molecule: messenger RNA, 3254 nt
Organism: Blepharisma stoltei
Lineage: Eukaryota; Ciliophora; Heterotrichea; Heterotrichida; Blepharismidae
Source: the annotation of a GenBank genome assembly